AUGGCAGAGAUCUAAAUCCCUAUUUCACCAAUUCCUAAUUCAAAAAUUUACAUAAACUAAAAUACUAUGAAAAAGAUUAUUCUUGAAAAUAAAGGAAUGUUAAUUAAUCAAACAAAAGGAUUUAGUUCUAUGUUUACAAAUGUGAUUUGUGAUCUCUCAAAUUUAGAAACAUCAACAGAUUCUUCGAGCCUGAAGAAUUUGGCAGGUCCAACAUUUGCUCCUCAUAGGAAAGAUAUAUUUAGAUAUCAUGUUUAAAAACCUUAAAUUAAUUUACAGUUUACAAAUAUUCAAAGAAUACAUAGAAUGCCAUAGGAUAAGAAAAUUAUAAGGACAACAAUAAUGCCAAAAAUAAAACCUGAUGAAAAAGUAGUAGAUUCAGGUUUAUCUUUAUUACCUGUUAAUCCAAUUAGAGAGCAAAGAUCACAUAGUUAUAAAGAAAGACCUUAUUAUAUAGGAAUGUAGCAUAAUCAAAAGAAAAAUAAAGUAAAACUUGAUCCUCCUUAAGAAAUAUUAAGAAAAUCCUUUGAUAUUAAAGUAUCAGCUUCAUUUAAAGAAGAAUGGAAUGAUACAUAAUAAUUUAAUAUAUAAACAAUAAGAUAAGAAAUUGAGAAAGCUCUUGAAAAAUGUUCUCCUAAAAAAUAAAAUCAAUAGUUUUUGGAACCUGAAAUUAUACAAUGGAAACAAAAUCCAAGUUAUAUGUUUAUUGAAGAUGAUAGAGAUAGAUUUGGAAAAUAAAUUUAUCCUAUAAUUAUGGCCUAACCAAAACCUGGUCCUGGUUCAUAUAAUACUGAUAACACUUCUUUAAAUUUUAAGGUUAAUAAAAUUCUAGAGAGAAAUACUUAGAAAAGACUUUUCUAACUAUCGUAAUAAUAAUUUUGA
Molecule: messenger RNA, 879 nt
Organism: Paramecium sonneborni
Lineage: Eukaryota; Ciliophora; Oligohymenophorea; Peniculida; Parameciidae
Source: the annotation of a GenBank genome assembly